This is a messenger RNA of Acanthosepion pharaonis, 1149 nucleotides long. The record is from the annotation of a GenBank genome assembly. NCBI's taxonomy places the organism in Eukaryota, Metazoa, Mollusca, Cephalopoda, Sepiida, Sepiidae.
AUGAUGUCGCAGUGUGCCCAAACACCACUCCCACCUUUUCUUAAACAACCCCGGAUAUGCCUGCCGGUAGAGAAAGGUCACGACCCUUGUGUGCUAAAAAUAGCAACGACAUCCUUUCAAACUGACAGAAACACAGGGCUAACUUCCGAAAGUCAUUCGAUCACCACUCUUCAAGGCUCCACUCACUCCACUCUUUGCUACUGCCUUCCCUCUGAGACGCCAGCUCACUCCUGUAGCACUCCAGCACUCCAGCAGUCUCCAGCUCACUCCUACCGCUUCCAGCUCACUCCUACCGCUUCCAGCUCACUCCUGCAGCUUCCAGCACUCCUGCAGUUCCAGCAGUCUCCAGCUCACUCCUACCGCUUCCAGCUCACUCCUGCAGCUUCCAGCACUCCUGCAGCUUCCAGCAGUCUCCAGUUCACUCCUACCGCUUCCAGCUCACUCCUACCGCUUCCAGCUCACUCCUGCAGCUUCCAGCACUCCUGCAGCUUCCAGCAGUCUCCAGCUCACUCCUACCGCUUCAAGCUCACUCCUGCAGCUUCCAACACUCCUGCAGCUUCCAGCAGUCUCCAGCUCACUCCUACCGCUUCCAGCUCACUCCUACCGCUUCCAGCUCACUCCUGCAGCUUCCAGCACUCCUGCAGCCUCCAGCUCACUCCUGCAGCUUCCAGCAGUCUCCUGCUCACUCCUACCGCUUCCAGCUCACUCCUGCAGCUUCCAGCACUCCUGCAGCUUUCAGCUCACUCCUGCAGCUUCCAGCACUCCUGCAGCUUUCAGCUCACUCCUGCAGCUUCCAGCUCACUCCUGCAGCUUCCAGCACUCCUGCAGCCUCCAGCUCACUCCUGCAGCUUCCAGCGCACUCCUACCGCUUCCAGCUCACUCCUGCAGCUUCCAGCACUCCUGCAGUUUCCAGCACUCCUGCAUGCCCACUCACGUCCAGCGCCCGUUAACGUCCGGACACCGUUCCCGAACAAACGACCUCUGUCGUCUUACCAUCCACCGUUCGCAAAUAAAAUUUCCAUCAUCUACAACGGACCAUCUGGCUAUGAUUCUGUUCGUAUCUAUCUAUCUAUCUAUCUAUCUAUCUAUCUAUCUAUCUAUCUAUCUAUCUAUCUAUCUAGGAUUUUGUUCACAUCUGUCUAUCUGUGA